AAGUUGAUAAUUUUCUGUCAAAAUUGCUAACCCUCAAAAAUCGAUAUUUUUCUCGUUUUUUCCGACCGUCCUGCCACAUCAGUAUUGAUAAAACAUAAAAUAAUCCAAACAUACAUUUCCAUGCUCUGUUUAAGCGGCUCAGUGAACGUAUUUUAGUACGAACAGUACUUGAAACAUGAAGUUUUAACAACACACGAAAAUGCUCAUGUAUUGCAAAAUCAGUAGUGAAAUUUGGUUGGUGAUUUUUGGGACUUUAGUAGCCGUUCUCCUGAGAUGUUGCACCAUGCUACAUUCGUAUUCAGGCGAGGGAACACCCCCAAUGUACGGCGACUACGAAGCUCAAAGGCACUGGAUGGAAAUCACCACAAAUCUCCCCCUGAAAGAUUGGUAUAGAAAUACCACAGAUAAUCACCUGGAUUAUUGGGGACUUGACUAUCCUCCCCUCACAGCAUAUCACAUGUAUUUAUGUGGAGCAGUAGCUGGAUUUAUCAAUGGAAACUUCACCAAAUUGCACGAUUCAAGAGGACAUGAGAGUGAAACGCACAAAUUAUUCAUGAGAACCACCGUUCUAGUUGGUGACAUUCUAGUCUACAUCCCAGCUUUAAUACUAUAUUAUUACACUUGCGUGCAACUGGACAAGAGGAAAGAAGAAGCUAAAAAGAACCAGAAGAAAGGCAACAAGUCGGUACUGAGCCUCAAAAUAUUCGACCCUUCACUCUCAGUAGUUCUGGGACUGCUUUAUCCAGGCCUCAUCCUAAUUGAUCAUGGACAUUUCCAGUAUAAUUCCAUAUCUCUAGGAUUGUUCAUAUUUGCAGUCAUUUGCAUUUUACACCGUUGGCACAUUUCCGCCUCAAUAUUCUUCUGCCUGGCUCUCAACUACAAGCAGAUGGAGCUCUAUCAUUCUCUACCAUUUUUCUUUUAUUUAUUAAGCACUUGCAUCCCUAAGCCUGGCCAAACCGCAAUUUCCGGCUUGGUGUAUCUCACUAAAAUAAGCCUUACAGUGGUAAUAAUGUUUAUCGUAAUUUGGCUACCAUUUCUCUUCGACGUUGAGGAUAUUCGUCAAGUGUUACAUCGGCAGUUUCCUGUGGCUAGAGGGGUUUUUGAGGACAAAGUCUCCAACAUUUGGUGCGCACUGAAUGUAGUUUUUAAAUUCAAAAGUCGCUUUGAUAAUUUCCAAAUGAUGCGGAUUUGCCUCUUUACCACUUUGUCGGCUAUAUUACCUUCAAGUGCCGACCUGUUCUUGCGCCCCAAUGUUAAAAAGUUCGUUCUAGCUCUAAUUAACUCUUCUCUCGGGUUUUUCUUGUUCAGCUAUCAAGUGCACGAAAAAACCAUCCUCUUGGCAGCCAUUCCAGUCCUUUUGUAUUUUCCAUAUGCCCCUUUUAUGUGUUUUUGGUUUUUAUGUAUUUCGGUUUUCAGCAUGACUCCUUUGAUUGUGAAGGACCAACUCAUUAUAGCCUUUGCGGCCUUAGUCGUAUUUUACAUUGUCUCUUUCAGAGUUUGCAUUGAGCAUUCUUUUAAAAGCAUGUUCAAUAGCAGCGAAGGACUGGUAGAGUAUUAUCGAAGAAUUGGGGUGAUACUUUUUAACAUCGAAAACGCCAAAAACUUAAAAUUAGGCACUGUAAUAAUGCUUACAUAUCAUAAAAUCCUCCUGAACAAAUAUGCUUUGUUCGCCUUAAUCCUUCACAUGACAAUACUAUUUUCUCUACUAGGAUGUGCAAUAAUAUUUGUGGCUGGUUUACUUUUGGAUCCCCCUAGUCGCUACCCGGACUUGUUUCCUUUAAUCACUUCCGUGUAUUCAUGCAUUCACUUCCUAGGAUUUUUCGUCAUUUUCAAUGUGAAGCAACUGAGUUUACCGCAGGAUUUUGGAGAUAUUAAAAACAUGAAAAUCAAAAGUUCAUAGUUUAGACUGUUGUUAAUUUGUUACUUGUUCGAACGUGGAUGUGUAUUUUUUAAGUGUCUGCAAUCGGGAUAUUUGUGAUUACUGAAUUAAAUGAAUGAAAUAUUUAGUUUACGGACCAAAUGUAGCCAAUAGAAAUAGAUGUUAGGUACAAAUAUUAAAGCUUUUUUUAUU
Dendroctonus ponderosae (mountain pine beetle) is the source of this 2071-nucleotide messenger RNA. RefSeq names its product dolichyl pyrophosphate Man9GlcNAc2 alpha-1,3-glucosyltransferase (gene gny). The transcript has a single exon. Bases 200 to 1900 code for a protein of 566 amino acids. Gene Ontology annotation, cellular component: endoplasmic reticulum membrane. NCBI's taxonomy places the organism in Eukaryota, Metazoa, Arthropoda, Insecta, Coleoptera, Curculionidae. Gene Ontology annotation, molecular function: dolichyl pyrophosphate Man9GlcNAc2 alpha-1,3-glucosyltransferase activity. The record is from RefSeq and is a predicted model, not a curated record. Gene Ontology annotation, biological process: protein N-linked glycosylation.